Abrus precatorius (Indian licorice) is the source of this 1231-nucleotide messenger RNA. RefSeq names its product NAD(P)H-dependent 6'-deoxychalcone synthase-like. The transcript is spliced from 4 exons. Bases 98 to 1054 code for a protein of 318 amino acids. Lineage: Eukaryota; Viridiplantae; Streptophyta; Magnoliopsida; Fabales; Fabaceae. Gene Ontology annotation, cellular component: cytosol. Gene Ontology annotation, molecular function: aldose reductase (NADPH) activity. The record is from RefSeq and is a predicted model, not a curated record.
AUUGCUCAAAUCCUGUUAUAAAAUGGAGCUAAGGCCACCUUCACCAAAACAAGGUAACUAAAGCUAGUUUUGCACUCUUACCUAAUCCGAAGUAAAGAUGGCUGCCACCACAGUCCCUGAAGUUGUUCUCCACUCCUCUUAUGGGCAGAGGAAGAUGCCGGUGAUGGGUCUCGGCACGGCGCCGGAAGCAACCAGCACAGUUACCACAAAAGAUGCAGUCCUUGAGGCUAUCAAACAGGGUUACAGGCAUUUUGAUGCUGCUUCUGCAUAUGGUGUGGAGCAGUCUGUAGGAGAAGCCAUAGCAGCAGCACUUAAGCUUGGACUAAUUGCAUCCAGGGAUGACCUCUUCAUCACGUCCAAAUUGUGGGUCACUGAUAACCAUCCUGAAACCAUUGUUCCUGCUCUGCAAAAAUCUCUCAGGACGCUUCAACUGGAAUACUUGGAUCUCUUUUUAAUCCACUGGCCCAUUGCUACUAAGCCAGGAAAAGUUGUAUACCCCAUUGAGGUAUCAGAGAUAGUGGAAUUUGACAUGAAAGGUGUGUGGGGAUCCAUGGAGGAAUGCCAAAGACUUGGCCUCACCAAAGCAAUUGGAGUCAGCAACUUCUCCAUCAAGAAGCUUGAAAAAUUGCUAGAUUUUGCUACCAUCCCUCCUGCAGUGAAUCAAGUAGAAGUCAACCUUGGAUGGCAACAAGAGAAGCUUAGAGAUUUCUGCAAAGCAAAGGGUAUUACCAUAACUGCUUUCUCACCCUUGAGGAAGGGUGCCAGUAGGGGUACUAAUUUUGUGAUGGACAAUGAUGUGCUCAAAGAAUUGGCAGAUACUCAUGGCAAGACUGUAGCUCAGAUUUGUCUUCGAUGGAUAUAUGAACAAGGGUUAACUUUUGUGGUUAAGAGCUACGACAAGGAGAGGAUGAAGCAAAACUUGGGCAUUUUUGAUUGGUCAUUGACUGAGGAUGAUUACAAGAAAAUAAGUGAAAUCUAUCAAGAGAGGCUGAUCAAAGGACCAACCAAGCCACUUCUUGAUGAUCUUUGGGAUGAUGAACGAGAAGUUUCCUAAAUUUGAAACUUUAGUGUUGCCACUUAGUAUGAAUAAAGCAAGUGUGAUCAUUCUAUUGGUGCUACACAUUGCAUGGAAAUUUUGAUUCCAUACUGCUACAUAUUGCUACAGCUAGUAAUCCAUAUGUGUUUUGAUUCCAAAUGAUGGCAUAACAGUAAUCAAAAUUCCAAUUUAGUU